Messenger RNA from Caenorhabditis remanei, 1008 nucleotides. RefSeq lists its product as uncharacterized. Lineage: Eukaryota; Metazoa; Nematoda; Chromadorea; Rhabditida; Rhabditidae. Bases 1 to 1008 code for a protein of 335 amino acids. The transcript is spliced from 4 exons. The record is from RefSeq and is a predicted model, not a curated record.
AUGAUCACGUUCAGUCGUCAUUUCUCCCGUUCUGCGCUGUGUGGAAAGCAGAUUCGAAUUUCUCACAAAAAUAUUGAUGUCGUCAAAAAAAUCGGAGAUCGAGAAUACGACGUCAUCUGGAAAACUAUUAAUUUGAAUAGUUCUGACAUCAAGAAAACAGAUCUAAAAAAGUUUAAGGAAGAUUUCGGAGAAGAUUUCCAUCAGACAUUGACUUUUGUGAAGAAUACAGAUCGUUUGAUUGCAAAGAACUCUCAUAUUGUCUAUCGCCCAUUGAACAAGAACCAAGGACAGGAGAAUCUCGUUUUCAGAGGGAAAUUAUGGAUUUCUCCAGAUGUUCAUGGAAAAGAAAUUAUGGAUGUAAUGACACGUCAGUCAUAUGAUGUUGGAUUUUCAAUUGGGAAUAAUUCGAUGGGUUUGGCAACAAAUAAGACGAUUCCACACUACAAAGAUACGAUGGGCGGUUCGACUGAUUUCGUUCAAAAAUAUUAUGUUUCUCAUUAUGAUUUUGGAGAUUUGUGCAUUCCAAAGAAUCUGAAUUCUGAUGGAAUUAUUAUCAAGAAUGCUCGCGAUGUUCCGGAUCAAGAUAUUUUAAAUUAUGAUGCUAAAAUCUUCAAUUACGAUCGUUCAAAGUAUGUUCUAGGGCAAUUAAGAGAGGACUUCGGUCGUGUUGCUUACAAUGAGAACGGUGACGUCAUCGGUUUCGGAGCAAUUUCCACGUAUCCAUCUGGAGAAUGUGCUAUUAUUCCGAUGUAUGCAAAUGAAACGAGAAUUGCGCGAACUAUUCUGAAAGAUAUUCUAGAGGAAAUUACAUUGGAUUCUGAAAAGUAUUGGAGACUCAAAUUGUAUUCACAUGAUCAUUUUCCGGAGAGUUAUGGAUGGAUUCGUCCUUUCGUGAAAACAAUGACUCAUCGCACUGAAGUUUAUUCAUUGAUUAGUGAUCAUAAGGAGCAGGGAAUGGACUUUUCGAAAGUUUUCAGUACAUUCCAUCCUUCGAAUUGUCCAAUAUGA